This is a messenger RNA of Vespa velutina, 5818 nucleotides long. RefSeq names its product elongation of very long chain fatty acids protein-like. Gene Ontology annotation, cellular component: endoplasmic reticulum membrane. The transcript is spliced from 6 exons. Gene Ontology annotation, biological process: very long-chain fatty acid biosynthetic process; fatty acid elongation, saturated fatty acid; fatty acid elongation, polyunsaturated fatty acid. NCBI's taxonomy places the organism in Eukaryota, Metazoa, Arthropoda, Insecta, Hymenoptera, Vespidae. Gene Ontology annotation, molecular function: fatty acid elongase activity. Bases 984 to 1964 code for a protein of 326 amino acids. The record is from RefSeq and is a predicted model, not a curated record.
GUUAAGUUUGGUCAGUCAUAGUAACGCGUGUCGUUGGAUAUACAUUUGCUCGUUUGUCGCGUGUCGCGAGAAGGGUCGUGACGAGCGGGGAGGAGUAGAAGGAGAGCGAUAGGUCGCGCGAGUUAUUGAAAAGUGUUCGCUUCCUUUGGGGACACGCAAAUUUGGUUUUGCGUUGGUCAGAACGAACGAACGAACGAACGAACGAACGAACGAACGAACGAACGAACGAACGGUCGACCGAGGAACUCGCGUUUUCUUCCUCGCUCUUUCUCUCUCUCUCUCUCUCUCUCUCUCUCUCUCUCUCUGCUUAUGCGAAAGCGCGCGCGCAAUAUCAUCUCUCUCCCUCUUACUCAAUUUUCGCCCUCCCGUUCCCCCCUCUUCGGGCGCUGCACCAAGCUAAAGAAUAAAGAGAAGGAGAAGGAGAACGAAGCAAGCGAAAGAAGAUCCAAAGGAAAGUGGAGGUAGAAAAGAGCUUUAGUAAACGUUUCGGAGCUGUCGUCCGUUUCCUCAGUUUUAUGAUAAUCGUUCUAAGGUGUGGAUGUACGCGAUAUAAAAAGGCCGAGAAGAAAGGAGAAGGAAAUAGAUAGGCAGACAGAUAUAGAGAGAGAGAGAGAGAGAGAGAGAGAGAGAGAGAGAGGGGGAGAGAGAGAGAGAGAGUGAGAGCGACAGACGGGAAGGGAGGGAGAGAGAGGAAAAGCAGAUAGGCGCUCGAGACGUCAAAGAAAAAAGCCGGAGAGAGAUAGAUCGAGAGAAAUAAGUGACUCGAUUCGAUCGAUCGUAGAAUUUUUCUGGCGAAAGACUCGGUGGACUUUAUGUGUUCGAUCAGGUGACAGGAAGGAAGCCGCGAGAGAGGUAAGGUGCCGUGUCGCUACGAGAAUCGGAGAUUCCUCUGGAAGCGAGCCGAGAAGAAGAAAACGCGAGGCAGAGGACACAGAGAAAACGGACGAGAAGAGAAAAAAAGAAAAAAACAGAUCUGAAUCAAGAUGACGAAUAUCGUGGCUGAUUUGAUUCAUGGCUACAGGGAUCUCAUGGACAAUAAGUCCGAUCCUAGGGUAAACGACUGGGUGAUGAUGAGCAGUCCCUUCCCAACGAUGGCCAUAUGCCUGUUUUACGCAUACUUUAGUAAAGUAAUAGGACCGAAGUUGAUGGAAAACAAAAAACCGUUCAAUCUUCGACGUAUCCUAAUCGUUUACAAUCUCGUACAGACCCUCUUUUCCACAUGGAUCUUCUACGAGUAUUUGAUGAGUGGCUGGGCGAGAGGAUACAGCUUUCGUUGUCAGCCAGUCGACUACUCGAGCAGUCCUUUAGCGCUCAGGAUGGCAAACACAUGUUGGUGGUAUUACUUCAGCAAAUUCACCGAAUUCUUCGAUACGCUGUUCUUUAUCCUGAGAAAAAAGAAUCAACACGUGUCCACCCUUCACGUGAUACAUCACGGCGUGAUGCCCUUUUCCGUAUGGAUGGGAAUGAAGUUCGCACCGGGUGGUCAUAGUACAUUCUUCGCCCUCUUGAACACUUUCGUCCACAUAAUCAUGUAUUUCUAUUACAUGGUCGCGGCGAUGGGCCCGCAAUAUCAAAAGUACAUAUGGUGGAAAAAGUACCUCACAACGCUACAAAUGGUGCAGUUUGUAUUGAUCAUGAUGCACCAGUUUCAGUUGCUCUUCACGGAUUGCGACUAUCCUCGAAGCUUCAUGAUCUGGAUAAGUCUCCAUGGUUUCCUCUUCUUUGGUCUUUUCUCGGACUUUUAUAAAACGAAAUACACAGUUCAGAAAUCGAGGAGUAGGAUGGCAAACGGCACGAACAACGGUGCGUGCAUGCCCGUCCUCGACGAUUAUCCGACUAAACCAAAGCAAAACGGUAUAUCGACUUACGCGACCAUCUACAACAAAGAGUACAACAGUUGUUACAGCAAUGGCACCAACAACGGCUACGUGGCGAACAACAACACCGAAAAGAAGCUCGCUUAGGGCCGUGCCGUCACAUCUCGAAGAAAGUUCAAAGACUUGCUUCGAGACGCGAAAGAUCCGCUCGUCUCAUCGAAUUUUACAUUCCGUUAACAGUAAAUAAUACGCGUUGACGCAACGUAGACGACAGUCGCUGCCAAAUGAUCGCACAUUGUCCGCCAUAGACGAGAUAGAGAGACGGAUGAGGAAGUGGCGAUUUUUUUUUCAGGGAGAGAGAGAGAGACGGAGGGAGAGAGAGAGAGAGAGAGAGAGAGAGAGAGAGAAAAUAGUCCACGUCGAUGGGUUCGCCGAAGAAAAAACGCACCUUUCUUUUCUUGCUUCAGCUUGAUCCAUCAUUUUCCAUAAUAACAUUGGCGAUACGACUUUUCGUAGAAAACGACGUUUCGUGUAACGUCACGUACGUACCACGUCCAUUAUUUACGCGACACUUUGUUUCGAUGUCGUGACGCUAAGAAGAAAGAAGAUGGUAGAGUUGUUGCGUUUAAUUAUUCGUCAAAAGGAUGAAAUAUUCGAUUCUCAAAUAACGAGGGAUACGUAGUAGAGCGGACAUGGAUACGUGUCCGAGAGGACGAGCGGAUUACGAGGGCGAAACGCGCACAAUUGUAAAAAGAUAAGAAAAAAAAAGAAAAAAAAGAAAAAAAAAGAAAAAGAAAGAAAACUAAAAGGAACAAAAAAAAAAAGAAAAAAGAAAAUUUGAAAGAAAAGAAGUCACGCCCUUGCUUCGCGUGCGUUUCUUCUUUUUUUCUUUUUUUCGUCUUUUGUAAGCUGCCGUUGCACGUCCAACUAACAUAAACGUGUGAUGUUUCAUAUGUGAUUUUAAGCUAUUAUGGCUGGUAAAAGGGUUGGGUAGGUGGGUGGGUGGGUGGUUGGGUAAGGGAAAUCAUCUUUGGAAACUUGCACGCCAAUGCGUUUACGUGUUGCAUGCGUGCACACACAUACACACACGCGCGCGCGCGUUCACCUACACUUUCACGUAGGACAUAGACAUAAGAUAUUAUACAUGGAAAAUCGAUCACUAUCCCGAACUCUACUUCUCGUUUCAUCAUCAUCGGAAUCAUCCUCGUCUUGUCCGCGUCUCUCUAUUGCCCUUAUUGUGUUCAAAGGCUUUGAUGUUGAUCGUAGAGUUAAGCGUUUGCCCUUUGCGUGCGCGCGCGCAUUCGAGAAUCGCGCGAUAAGGUGCUGAUUCUAAGUUACUAUAGCGUUUCUAAUAGCGCGUAUCAAUGGUUGGAGGAGGGGGGGGGGGAGAAGUCCAUUUUCAAUGGAAAUUUUCGAUCGUUCGAUGAGGUCGCUGGAAAAGGACAAAUUCGAGUGCUGGAUUUAAGGAACCAUCGUACUUUCGAGCCUGCCUGCCUGCCUGCCUGCCUGCCUGCCUGCCUGCCUCUCUACCUCUCUGUCUGUCUGUCUGUCUGUCUGUCUGUCUGUCUGUCUGUCUAUCUAUUUAUCCGUUGUUUAUAAUAAUUUCUCUCUCUUUCUCUUUUUCCUUCUUCGUUCGUACGUGUUCACGUAUCUCUCCUCGUGCUCAUCUCCAAAUUUCAGAAAAAUCUUUUCGUAUUGUUUGCCGCAUAUCUGGGUGAACCGUCAAAAAUUAUUUUUAUUUUUCUUUUCUUUAUUUUUGCUUUUUUUUUUUUUUUUUUCUUCUUUCUUUUUUUAUCAUACAUGUGUACGCGUAUGAAUAUGAAAGCACCAAACGUAAUCGUAAGCGAGGCUCCGAUAAGAAUCGACCAAAUUCAUACCUUCUGCGUUUUAUGCGAUUAUCGCGAAGAUACGAGCGAAGAAUCGAUAUAAACGUGCAAUUGAUUGGAAUUUGUCGAUUGUAUCAACAUCUCGUAAUGUUACACGUACGUGUGGUAAAUAGAGAAGAGAGAAAAAAUUGAAACAUUUAUAAAUUACAAAUUUGCACUGAAAUCGUCGACAUUUGUACACCCCCUGUUUUAAUGAAUGUCUUAUUCAUAAAUAUAGAAAAAUUGAAUGUGGUGUAAAUAUUCGACGGGUACAUAUAUAUGUAAACGUAUCUCGAUCGCUUUUUCAUUUUUUCUUUUUCCUUUUCACGUUCUCUCUUUUCGGUCAUUUUAAUCCAUAAUUCGACGUCGGCGUUUUCAAACGAUUAAAGUUUAGCGAUUACUUAAUACCUUCUUUUUUACGACUUGAUCGCAGCAGUGCAAGCACUUGUCCUCUUUUCGUCGCACAAGCGUUCAGGCAUACGCGAAUACGUAGGAGAAAGAAAACGGAAAAGAAUUUGACCACUUGACUGUCGACCUGGAUUAUAAACUAUAUAUGUGUGUCAGCGAUUUCAUUCCGCAAGCUGUUUGUAAAUUCCGCAUGUUAGAAGCGAGCGAGCGAGCGAGUGAGCGAGAGAGAGAGAGAGAGAGAGAGAGAGAGAGAGAGAGAGAGAGGGGGGGGGGGGGCGGGGGGAAGGAGAGAGGAAAAGCAAACGCAAGAAUAAGUAGGCAAAAGUUGAGAAAAUUAAAGCAAAAAGCGCUUUUUUCUUCCUUCAAGACAUAAGCAAGCGAAAGCUUCUCGCGUGUCGAAGACUAGGCGCGUACCCAAAGGAUCUUUUGAAUGUUUGAAAAAUAAAAAGUAACGAGAUUACAAAGAUUACUUUUCGUAUUCGCCAUUCGGGAAAAUUCGAAUCGAUUAACUGGCUGAAAGAGAAGUAUCAGACGCUCAUGGAGAUUGGUUUAAGCACAAAUGGAAUUUAUUUCUCGCGCAAACGCGAAACGAUUCGCGUCGGAAGAUCUUCGCGUCUUUUCUUUUCUUAUCCUAGCUAUUAAAAGGAUAGAUGAAAAUGCACGCGGAAGGGCAGACUCGACUCUGUAUCGAUUUAUAGAGAAGGAUCGAUAUAUCUUUGUACAUAUAUAUAAAAAAAAAAAAGGGGGAAAAAAGAUACGAAUACGGUAUACGUAUAAAAAUGAUUAUAACGAAACUUUAGUAUCGAUCGAUAGUGUAAAGAGAAUCGUUCAAAGAAGAAAUAGAGGAUUAAAUGUAAUAAUAUCGGCGAUCGAUCGUCCUUGACUACUGUCGAGAAUGACGGACCGCUCGACUAAAUGAGACCAGGAAGGACGGUUGCAUGCGUCUAUCUAUUGUCGCGUACCUAAUGUUAUAAGAAUACGAACUCUGUAGCGGUUACCGAUUCUCAUUAUAUUUUUGUACAUAAUUGGGAAGAAUUGCUCGAGAAUAAAAGGAGAUUGAAGAAACGACGACGUCUCCCGAGAGGUCCUUGCGGGUAAGAGAGAGAGAGAGAGAGAGAGAGAGGGGGGGGGGGGGGGGGGGGGGGGGGAGAGAAGGCAGUCCUCGUCGAUGGAUUCAUCGUUGAAAAACGCACCUUUCUUUUCUUACAUUGUUCCGUACGAAGUGCCGAGAGGGAAAAAAAGAGAAGAUGGCAGAAUCGUUGGUUAAACUAUUCGUCAAAGAGCGGAAAGACUCAAAUAAAGAGAGAGAGAGAGAGAGAAAGAGGAAAGUGACCAAUAUCGGGUCUCGUGUAACUUUCUUAUCGUUAACGUUAAAAUUCUCCAAUUGUCCGAAGAUUCGCUUCGACAGAAUUCAUAAAAAAAAAAAAAAUACAUACUAGCGAAAAGCAUUAUCGAAUUUUGGAAAAAAGUGUCAAAAACGAUAGUUUGGAUAAAGUGUUCCAAGGUCGGACCCAUUAUUUCUCGUAUAUUAAGACUGGCUAAUAAAAAUCUUAUAUCUCAUGUAAAAAAUAUUAAAAGAGACUUUGGUUAUGCGAUAGAAUAAUUUAUAUAAACGCACGAGGGAAUAUUUUGAAACAUGGAAACACUUGGAAAAUUGAAUAUAACAAGAAUAAAUUUUAAAUCUUUGUUAAUUUUGUUUGCCGCAAAUAUAUUUAUUUUCUUUACGUA